AUAGAAAACUCUACUUCUCUCCCCAUCCUCAGCCAUAAUCUAAAACUCAAUUCACAGUCGCGCCGCAUAAUUCCAAAGUAGAAUACAAUGAGAUUUCGUUCAGUAUUCGACGCCGGUGAGCUCAGAGCAGAGUUUGAGAAGGCCCAAAUCAAUUAUAGCUUCAUCCCAUUAAUCUGGAAGUACGUUAUUCAAAACCCUAACUGUGAAUUGGAUCAAGUGCCUUCACUGCCCUCAGCUGCAUACCCUCUGCUUCGAUCGAAGUUCAAACCCUGCACUUCCACUCUCCACUCUAUCAUCGAUUCCUCGGACCAGGUCACCACCAAGCUCCUUGUAAAGCUGCAGAAUGGAGCUUUUGUGGAGGCUGUUAUAAUGAGAUAUGACACACGUCUUGGAAAAUAUGGUGGAAAACCUCGGCCUGGUGGUCCUAGGUCAACCUUGUGUAUUUCAUCUCAGGUGGGCUGUAAAAUGGGCUGCAAGUUUUGUGCAACUGGGAGCAUGGGAUUCAAAAACAAUCUAUCAUCAGGAGAGAUUGUGGAACAAUUGGUGCAUGCCUCUCGCUUAACAAAUAUACGAAAUGCUGUUUUUAUGGGAAUGGGGGAGCCUCUGAAUAAUUAUACUGCUUUAGUAGAAGCUAUCCGUAUAAUGACAGGAUCUCCAUUUCAGCUGUCACUGAAGAGAAUCACUGUGUCAACUGUUGGGAUUAUUCAUGCCAUCAACAAACUCCAAAACGAUAUACCAAAUUUGAACUUAGCAGUUUCACUUCAUGCUCCUGUUCAAGAUAUCCGUUGCCAGAUAAUGCCGGCAGCUCGAGCUUUUCCUCUGGAAAGACUCAUGGAUACACUCCGAGUGUAUCAAAAGAAGAGUCAGCAAAAAAUCUUUAUAGAGUACAUAAUGCUUGAUGGGGUUAAUGAUGAAGAGCAGCAUGCACACCAGCUUGGCAAAUUGCUAGAGGCAUUUGAAGUGGUUGUGAACCUGAUACCAUUCAAUCCCAUUGGAACCUUGAGUCAUUUCAGAACCAGUAGUGAGCAGAAAGUUUUGAGAUUCCAGAAGGUUCUCAGGGGUACUUACAAGAUCCGAACAACAGUUCGUAAGCAGAUGGGUCAGGAUAUAAGUGGUGCAUGUGGUCAGCUGGUGGUGAGCCUCCCUGAUAAAAAUUCGAACGAGAGCACUCGUAUCUUGACGGACAUUGAAGAUCUUCAUCUUUGACACAACACGUUUAACAACUUGCCUGGUUUUUAUGCUUUUUUAUUUUAUUUUUUUCCCCUGAUGAGGUGAAUUUCUGUUCAUUGAGGUCUUCAGGAUUCAACGAACACUACAUGAUAUUGUUUUCAUGGGAUGGUGCCAUUCUUGGUUUAGUUAGUUUGGAUCAUUCAACCAAUAAUCAGGAUGUUGGAGAAUGGGGAUUUGCGUUGAACAAGAUGGUGGAUUCAAUUUUAGGAAGUUCCUGCGAACUAAAUACUAGUUUAAUUGGUCAAUUUAAUUAAAAUGCCUGGCAGUAUACAAUAGCCUGAAGCAUAGGCUAAAUUGAGGCAGGGAUGGCUAUGCAAUGAAAGUCAAUUAUUUUCCAGAUCUCAA
This is a messenger RNA of Malania oleifera, 1575 nucleotides long. RefSeq lists its product as uncharacterized. Lineage: Eukaryota; Viridiplantae; Streptophyta; Magnoliopsida; Santalales; Ximeniaceae. Gene Ontology annotation, molecular function: RNA methyltransferase activity; iron-sulfur cluster binding. Gene Ontology annotation, biological process: tRNA methylation; rRNA base methylation. The coding region runs from base 88 to 1206 and encodes 372 amino acids. The record is from RefSeq and is a predicted model, not a curated record. The transcript is spliced from 8 exons.